AUGCCUCCAACCGGAACCUGCUCCGUUGACUCGCAUGAACCAAAGACAAUGUUGGCCGUUUCUGCCACGGCACCCAAUGCUGAGAAUCCACUAUUAGGAUUAAAAAUUGACCGCGUUCCUCUCCCAAAAGUCCCUAAGGGUUGGGUUCGAGUGAGAUUGUCUGCUGCUGCACUCAACUACCAUGAUAUUUUUACACUUCAGGGAGUUGCAGUUCAUCCUCUCAAAUUUCCACGAAUCCUGGGAUGUGAAGGUUGCGGGACCCUUGAUGAUGGCACGCCGGUUAUCUUGUAUCCCGUCAUGAACGAUCCGGACUACCUAGGCGACGAGACCUUAGAUCCCCACAGACAUGUCUUUCAUGAGAUCACCGAGGGUACUCUGGCUGAAUAUGUCAUUGCACCUUCACGAAACGUACUCCCGCGGCCAUCUGACCUUGAUGCCACGCACGGUGCGGUGCUAGGCAUUUCUUGGCUUACCGCGUACCGCAUGAUCUUUACAAAGUCUGGUCUCCGGCCAGGUCAGACAAUGCUUGUCCAGGGCUCAUCCGGCGGGGUUUCCACAGCGCUGAUUCAAUUAGGUGCCGCCGCUGGAAUACGCGUCUGGUGCACCGGUCGGUCAGCGGAAAAAAGAGAUCUUGCUGUGAAGCUUGGGGCAGAGCGAACAUUCGCCCCGGGUGAGCCCCUUCCUUCCCAAGUCGAUGCAGUGUUCGAUACAUCCGGCGCGGCUACUUGGGAACAUUCGCUGGCAUCCGUGAAGCCAGGGGGCUCGAUUGUCACUUGUGGUGCCCAUAGGGGAUUUAAGGUCUCGAUGGAUCUACUCCGUAUUUUCAAUGAUCAAAUCAGCAUCCAUGGAGUAUAUGCAGGGACACUGAGGGAGUUCAAGGAUCUCAUUCAAUUUGUCAUUAGCAAAAGGAUUUCUCCCAUGAUCGGUGCUGUUGUCCCACUAUCAGACGCCCACAGAGCAAUGAAGGAUAUUCUCGAGGGUGUCACAUCGGGCAAGACUGUGCUAACCGCAUAG
Penicillium alfredii is the source of this 1014-nucleotide messenger RNA. RefSeq lists its product as uncharacterized. The transcript has a single exon. Gene Ontology annotation, molecular function: oxidoreductase activity. The record is from RefSeq and is a predicted model, not a curated record. NCBI's taxonomy places the organism in Eukaryota, Fungi, Ascomycota, Eurotiomycetes, Eurotiales, Aspergillaceae. The coding region runs from base 1 to 1014 and encodes 337 amino acids.